AUGGCUGAAGAAAGUGAUACGUUAACAAUGAGUGAACAAUUACGACUUGCGAAAGAUAUGGGAUAUUCUGAUGAGGAAAUUAUGCAAGCGAUUAGUAUGAAUUGUGAUAAUGAUGGAUCAUAUCGAGCAUUUUCAUCAACAAACGCUAUGAUUGAUAUGUUAGCACGAGUGCAACGAAUGUGUGAAAUAACCGAAUCUAUUGAUUCUGGAUCCGGAAUUGGCAGAAAAUAUGAAAGAAUCAUUCCGUUAAGGAAUGGAAGCAAUGAAAAUUUAGAACGAAGGUUGUCCAAUUGCUGUUUCCGUUUUGCACUUUGCAAUCGUUCCUCACUUUCACCACAAUCACAUGAGUUAGUUCAUCGAACAAUACAAAAAUAA
Molecule: messenger RNA, 375 nt
Organism: Cercopithifilaria johnstoni
Lineage: Eukaryota; Metazoa; Nematoda; Chromadorea; Rhabditida; Onchocercidae
Source: the annotation of a GenBank genome assembly